AGAACUCCAUAAGUUAUCGUGUUAUCUAUAGUGCAAGUAGGUAGAUUUUACCUGGGGAAUGGAGUCGCUGUUGGAAUCUACCCUCUGGGAGAGGAUCACAGAUUUUUUUUGUCUUCGUCCCUCCUUUGGUUCGAAGAUGUAAGAGGAUUCGAAUGGGGCUGUAUGUACUUUCCACCCCGGCUCCUUGGCAACUAUACAAGAUAGGAAAGCCGUCAGAGUUAAGAGCCCAACAGACUACCGGCAAUUCGAAAUUUCACGAAAUUCGACGUUCUCUACACCCACCACCCUCUUUGUAUCGUAAUUUGAUACUGACUUGGUAUCCCGAUGGGGUUCGAUUCGGGAAUGGAGUUUCCCCGAUAUAUACCCUGGAAAUGCUUUUACCUAUGGACACCAUGAUACUCCAAUGUACUCUGCUAUACCGUUAGAGCACAAACCUGGAAUAAUUGCAGGUCAAUAGUAAAUCCAAUACAGACUAAGACUGACUGUGCAAUUAUUAAUUACAAUAAGAAAAGGAUCACGUUCGCGGUAUAAAGAAUACACGAGAUUGACAAUGGACAUCCGGUUAAGGAUCUCGGGUAUUUCCCUGACAAAAAAUACUAAGAGAUAACCAGACGGAUGUUACAGAGAGACUAUAAGACCUUGAUAAAUUAUUAUAUGCAUGAGCCACAAUCAACGGGACCAUUCUGACUCUCCCGGACUGGUCAGUGUCAUCGUGUACACCGUACGUGACUCUUCGGAGAUUCUUCAGCGACGUCGAUCAACUUGUCUCCAGUGAAAUUGUCCAGUGGUCCAUAUCGAUCUUGAACGAGUCAUAAAGGGAGCCAUUGAGCGAGAACGUUGAGAGAAGAGCAAAGAAGUAAUCGAAGCACUCAGCCUCCUAGUUCAGAGUAAAGAAUAGAGUGAUGGACUUUGUCUCAUCUAAGUAGGAGCAACGGUAUCAGGUGUUGGCAAUAAGGCGGCGGUUGGGUUUGCUUGAAUAAUAGAGACCUAGGGAAAAAAUCGCCUCCUUUAUUCUUAUGGUGGCUGAAGAUGGCGGUAAGGACAGGAAGACGUUGACGAGGGACUCUGAAAACGAGUGGCAAGAGAAGGAGAGAGAAGUGAGAGGUAAAGAGAAGAAGAAAAAUACAAAUCAUUACAUUUACAUCAAUGAAGUCAUCGUGGAUGACUAGUUAUUUCAUCAUAUGGUCAAUUAGUGGGCCUAUAAGAUACUGAAACUGGAAAACGUCUUCUGACCCGUUGAACUGGAUUAUUUGCAUUAACCUUAUCAGUGUACCUAGGGAUAUUCGUCGAUAUUGGUUGUAUCCCUAGAAGCCUUGACAUACACUAGAGAGGUCACCCUGGUGAUGGGAGGAAUGAAUUUUAUAAAGAUCCAAUCAGUCCUGAAAAUUGGAUAAACGUGAUUAGAGGAAAACUGGUAGUACAAAAAAGUACCUGGACCAAGUAAAUCGAUAGCCAUCAAUCAGUUAUAAUAUUUUUACAGUGUAUGAACCAGUCUCUUGGUGAUUAUCAUAAACGUCAAACGAGCCCAUGAUGGAGUACGUGAGUGAUGAUCAAUACGUUGAAGUGACGACGGACAGUCUCAUCCUGGUGAGCACCACGUUAGAUCCCCGUAAUAACCUGACCAACGUCUACGGCGUGAAGACCCAAUUGGCUCUGUACGACGUGCUGAUACCGGUUCUGGGAUGUCUGAUAAUAGUGACAAAUCUGGCGGUGACCUUAUCUUCAGGAUUGUUAUUGAAAAAAGGAGUUCAGCCAAAGGCGACGUACCUCUUCCUCGGAAACGUCGCCAUGGCUGACCUGUUGACAGGGGUGGCAGUUCUUUUUGGUCAGUUCUACCCCAAGACGUUGAGAACGCACUUAACCUGCACCGUGCAGUUAGGUAUGAUAGUCUCCAGCACGAUAACCUCAAUCUACUCAGUGGGUCUGAUAGCAAUUGACCGGUUCCUGUACAUAGUCCACGGUCUCAAUUAUUCAAGAUGGGUCUACCCAACAAGAGCGCGUCUCCUGAUCCUCUUCACCUGGAUCCUGGGUCUGAUAAUAGGCUUCCUACCACUAACCGGUUGGUCCGGCUCGACGAACAACGGUCGCUGGUGCUGGUUCAUAAAGUUGGCACCGCCAGGUCUGAUAAUCCUGAUAACGGUAAUCGGUCUGCUGCCGAUCCUCCUGGUGCUGAUCCUCUACGGGAUCAUCCUGUACCACGCGAUCAACAAGGUGACCCAGUUGCAGCGCGCGGACGCUCGGCAAGCAGCGACCGCCGCAACUUCCGGUACGGCAGAAAAAAACAAGAUAACAGAAAUACGUAUCACUCGCGGUGGCCUCGGAGCGGAAGUCCAGGACGCAAAAUCUACGAAUCAAAAGCGUCGAAGCAAACCGUCCAAGGUAAAGGCUGUGAAGGUCGUUCUCCUGACAUCCGGAAGUUUCGUCGUCACGUGGAUGCCUUACUUCAUAGCGUGUUGCGUCUACGUCACGUGCGACGAGAGGACCCAGAACUGUGGCACCUUGAAGGUGGCGAUAGCGUCGCCACUGGCGAUCCUCGGCUUCCUGAACUCUCUUCUGAAUCCGAUAAUCUACGCCUGGUGGCACAAGGGCUUCCGUGGAUUCCUACGAAGUAUCCUCUGCCGACCUGAACCGUCGAACAACCAGAGCAGCACGUCCAACACCAGGUCAGGUUCAUCCUCGUCGAGGUCCAAAAGAACCCUGACAGCAAGCGUUUCCUCCCAGGAAUCACGACGCGAGUCUAGCGCCAUCUCGUAGACCAAUUCGGCUGCUUACUUUGCGACUACCUGCUUGUUAUUAACCGACCCUCGAUCAUCCAUCUACUUACCUAUCUACACCUACCCAUCCGCAAUACGUAUAUCCUGCUAUACGCAAAGCCCGAACUCCGUAUUACCGCAGGCUAUGUAAUAUCAAGGUGAAGCGUUCCCGGAGGUAACUGCAGGAAGCGUUGAGUGCCAGAGCAAUCACCCCGCCAACUUUUCUGACCCUAGGACAAUCACGUCGAAAUUAAAUACCCACACGUUUUAAAUGUACCCCAAUUCGCUCCAACAAAAAAAUAAUACAAAAAAAUCAUUUGAAAAACAUCCGCACACCUUCACGGAACUGACAAAGAUACGUGACAAACAAACGAGCAGUAUGAAUUAUCUGUAUAUUUGCACUUAAUAAUAAUAUAAUAAUAUAUUGUAUACGAUAAUAAUAAUAAUAAUAAUAAUAGUGUUA
This is a messenger RNA of Cephus cinctus (wheat stem sawfly), 3216 nucleotides long. RefSeq names its product glucose-dependent insulinotropic receptor. NCBI's taxonomy places the organism in Eukaryota, Metazoa, Arthropoda, Insecta, Hymenoptera, Cephidae. The transcript has 7 exons. The record is from RefSeq and is a predicted model, not a curated record. Gene Ontology annotation, molecular function: G protein-coupled receptor activity. Gene Ontology annotation, cellular component: membrane. Bases 1528 to 2754 code for a protein of 408 amino acids. Gene Ontology annotation, biological process: adenylate cyclase-activating G protein-coupled receptor signaling pathway; G protein-coupled adenosine receptor signaling pathway.